AUGCAGUUACCGAAGAACCAGAUAGUUAUAUAUAGGGAUGAUGAAGCGAUCAGUGCGAUUAGCGAGGUCCGCUGCCUCCGCCCGCCGGCGGCCAUGGAGCUCCACGAUCCGGAAGCCGGCCUCCUCCCUCCUCACCAGCGGGACCUGUCCUUCCGCCUCUCCACCAGCAACGCGACGUUCCGCGCGGCGCAGCACCGGCACAGCCGGCCGCUCAUCAUCCAGAAGGUGCCGGCGAGCGUGCGCGGCGGCCUGGAGGAGCGCUACUUCGCGCCGGACGUGGUCUCCAUCGGGCCCUACCACCACCGCGCCUCGCCGCACCUGGUGGAGAUGGAGCAGGUGAAGGAGGCCGUGGCGCACGAGUUCUGCCGGAGCGCCGUGAAGGCCGGGAAGACGACGAAGCUGCUGGCCGCCGCUGGCGCCGGGCCGGCCGUCGACCUGUUCCUCGAGGCCGUCCGGCCGGUCCUGCCGGAGGCGCGGCUCUGCUACGCCGACGACGGGCUCGGCACCAUGGCCGACUCCGACUUCGCCAACAUGAUGGUCGUGGACGGGUGCUUCCUGCUCGCCGUGGUGGCGAUCCUUACCAAGGACUACCCAGCGGAGCUGGAGCACUGGUCGUGGACGCACGGCCGCAUGCUGCGGAUCAUGAAGGACAUCCUACUGUUCGAGAACCAGAUCCCCUGGGCCGUGGUGCGCGCGCUCGCGGCGCUGCGGCCCGUCCGCGUCGACGAGUUCGUCGCCAAGGUCCUCGCCUACCUCGACGUCGGCAGCCGCGAGCCGCGGUUCGACGGCGCGCCGUGGCACGGGCUGAGCCCCGUCCACCUCCUGGACCUCGUCCACCAGCGGCACCUCGGCGGGCCCGCGGCGCCGGCGGCCGGCGGCGGAGUCCGGUACUGCGACUACGCGCGCCCGUUCGCGCACUUCACGUCGGCCGUGGAGCUCGCCGAGGCCGGCAUCCGGAUCCACGGCAGCGGCACGUGCCGCGUGACGGACGUGAGGGUGGAGCCGGCGGCGGCGGCGGCGCUCCUCCGGGUGGGCCGGCUCGCCCUCCCGCAGCUGGCGCUCAGCUGGCUGCCGCGCUGCUGGCUCAUCAACAUGGUGGCGCUGGAGUGCGUCACGGACAGGUCAGACCAGAGCGGCGUGAGCUCCUACCUCGCCAUCCUCGGCUCGCUGAUCCGCACCGAGCGGGACGUGGAGGAGCUGCGGGCCAGGAGGAUCCUGUUCAGCACCAUGAGCGACCAGCGGACGGCUGAGUUCUUCGAGGCGCUCAUGGACCCGCUGCCGCGCCAGGAGCUCUACCUCCGGACGCUGGAGGGCAUCGUGCAGCUCCGGGCCAGGAGGAGGACAAGGAGCCGCCUCCACGCCGUCUACUACAGGAACAGGAGGAUCAUCAUGGCCGCCGCGCCGCUGCUAAGCCUCCUCGUCGCCAUCAUCGGCAUGGCGCUCAGCAACUCCCUCAAGCCGCGCAAGUAG
Messenger RNA from Panicum virgatum (switchgrass), 1470 nucleotides. RefSeq lists its product as uncharacterized. NCBI's taxonomy places the organism in Eukaryota, Viridiplantae, Streptophyta, Magnoliopsida, Poales, Poaceae. The transcript has a single exon. The record is from RefSeq and is a predicted model, not a curated record. Bases 1 to 1470 code for a protein of 489 amino acids.